Molecule: messenger RNA, 3525 nt
Organism: Volvox carteri f. nagariensis
Lineage: Eukaryota; Viridiplantae; Chlorophyta; Chlorophyceae; Chlamydomonadales; Volvocaceae
Gene: cog2
Product: component of oligomeric golgi complex 2
Exons: 20
Coding region: 1-3525 (1174 amino acids)
Biological process (GO): Golgi organization; intra-Golgi vesicle-mediated transport; protein transport
Cellular component (GO): COG complex; membrane
Source: RefSeq, a predicted model, not a curated record
AUGACGGUCGGAGAAACGGCCGUCGUGACCGCGACUGGGGACUCAUCCCUUUUGUUAGGACGGGCCGGAUGCCCAGUAUGGCUCAAUCCUGAGCGCUUUUUAGCACCGGACUUUAACGCAGAUGCUUGUGUCGCUGACUUGCGGCGUUAUGUUCCACUCGCGACCCUGCAGAACGAGCUCAGCAGUUACCUGGCGACCCUCAAGACCAAGCUAGUUGAAGUCAUCAAUGAGGACUAUGCUGACUAUGUGGGACUUAGUGGCCGGCUGGCGAACGUCGAGGGGUCCGUGGUGCGCAUGCGGAAGCCCCUCCUUGACCUGCGGGACAAACUGCAUGCGGUACAGGAGGCCGUUCGCUCGGAGCUCAACUCCCUCAACCAGGGCCUCCGCAAGCGCAAGGAGGUGGCCACCCAGCGGGCGCUUUUGGAGCUGAUCCUGGAGGUGUCGCACGUAGCGGCCAAGGUCGACAAGCUGCUUGAGGAGCUGGCCGCUUCGGACCGAAGCGGGAGUACUACUCCAGCAGCUGCAGCAAAUGGCGCAGCUCCUGGCGGUCCUGCUAGCGCAGAUGGCUCCGGAGCCGGCUCUGGGACCAGCGAUGCGGAGCUUCUGGCGCAGUGUCGUAUGCUGGAGCGAGUUGCGGCCGAGGUCAGCCGGCUGGCUUUCCUGGCCAACAAGGGCAAGGACCUGGCCUUCGUACGCUCCCUGGAGCCCCGCAUUGCCGCCCACCGCGCUGCGCUGAGGAGCCGCCUUGCAACAGCCCUGGCGCUGGCGCUGGCGCCCGCCCCGCCUGGAGAAGGCUCCGCUGCCCCCUCGGGGCCACGCAGUAUAGCCGCGGCCCUGCAUGCCCUGCAUGCCGCCGCGGACCUCGGGGAAGCUGCGACGGCGGAUGCAGCAGUACGUUCGGUAGUAGUGGCGCCGCUAGUGGAGCGGCUGGUUGGAGAGCACAAGGGGCACUCUUCCGUUUCCCUUUCCGUGGCUAGCGCUGGUGCCGUCCCUGGUUCCGCGGGCGGCGGUGGCGGCCUUCCUGCCCUGCUGGGCAGCAUCCUGUCGGCCAUCCGUGCUCAGCUGGGGCCGCUGCUGGAUGCCAGUCUUGUUCCUGGGUCGGCCCUGCGUUCCAUUGACCUGCUGUCCAAUGCGGUGCUGGACGAGGUCCAAGGCACGCUGGCCGCGGCAAUGCCUGGCGUGUUUUCCCCUGGCGUGCCCCCCGCAUUCCACGCCAACUAUCUGGCUACUCUGGCUUGGCUACGGCAACUGGAGGGCAUGUGCGCGACCCGUGGGUCGGUGGAGCGCCUGCGGUCUUCAGCUGCCUAUGCCAGUCUGAUGCGGCGCUGGAACACGUCUGUGUACUUCUCGCUGCUGUACCAAGAGGUUGCGGGUGAGCUGGAGGACGCUCUGUCGACUGAUAAGCUGGAGCUGGCGGCUCUUGCAGGCACCAACUCGGUCGGUGGAACGGGCCCCAUUACCACCGCGGCACCGCCGCAGCUCGCAGCGACGGCGGCCCUGCUGCGCUGUCUCCGUCGUGCCGUCAGUCCCGACGUCGUACUACCCCCCCUGACGGACCGUUUUCUGCGCCUGGUGUUGCAGCUUGCGCAGCGCUAUGCCACGUGGGUGGCAGCUGCCGCAACGGCCCGACGGGAAGGCCCUGCUCCCGCUGCUGCCGGCGCCGGCACCGCUGGCAGCGGUGUGGCACCGGUGACCCCGACGGCAGCGCCACUAGCGCAAGGCGUCGGCUCUGGUGCGACCGGAAGUCCCGGUGGUGCCAGUCCCAGUGGCCCGGCGGCAUGGGCCCCGAUGCUGCCUGCGGACGAAGUAUUUGCAGUCGUGGCCGACACGGAGACGGUCAACCAGGCUCUACUGGGCUCUGUCACAGCAGCGUUCCUGGAGCUCCUACCUCCAGCACCCCCGUCGUCACAGCAAGCUGCCGCCGGGUCGUUAGAAGCGGCCCAAGGCAAACCCCCCGCCGGGGCCAACAGCGAUGGGGCCACCAGCGCCGCUGAGACAGCGGCGAGCUCCUCUGAUGCGGUAGCAGCUGCAGUGCGAGGUGCGCUGGCGGAGGUGGCCGCCGCUGUGCAGUCUAGCGGCCGCAGCCUCGCGGCGGCGGUAACGGAUGAGGUGGUGGAGCGCUGUGCCUCGGCUGUACGGCAGCUCAAGGGCAUUACCGCCACGUACAGGGUGACGUCAAAGGCGCCGCCGGUUCGCGCCAGCCACUACGUUUCUGGAGUGCUUACGCCAUUGCGGCAAUUGUUGGAGGCUGGGCCGGUGAAGCGAUUGGCACCGGAGCUUCAGCAGGAGUUGGUGGUGGUGCCCGUGGCUGAGGGCGUGUGCUCGCGCUAUGCGGCCCUGGCGGAUGAGCUGCUGGUGUCGGUGCGGAAGACGGAGAGCAGUCUCAAGAGGCUCAAGAAGGCGAAGGGAGGGGCGGGCGGCGAGGAAGACUCGGCGGCUGGUUUGUCCGACUCGGACAAGAUCACCCUGCAGCUGCACCUGGACGUGGAGGAGCUGGGGGUGCAGCUGAACCAGCUGCUGCUGCCGCCAGGCAGCGACCCCGCCGCGCUGCUGCCGGCCUUCCGCCGACUCAAGGAAGUAGUGGCGCCGCCGCCUGGGCUUCCGCAGCCGCUAGGUGGCGGAGGCCUUCUAAGCUUUGUGCGCCAGGCAAGCAGGGCCCGGACUCAGCUGUUCGCCCUGACAGCGGCAUCUGCGGGUCUCAUCGCGUGCGGAAUGACAGAUGGACGCCCUGAUAAUGAAACAAUGUCGCGGUUGAAACUCCCGGACGUUAUCCCUGCUGCGAGGGCCGACGCGAAGAUAGAAGCGCAGCAGACGGGUAGCAAACUGCCAGCAACGGUCUCAAUUGCGCUGACUGGAUUUGAAGACGUUCAGGAUGUGAACGGAUUUGUGACUUCAGCACUUCAGAAGACGUUAAAACACCAGAAAAACUCUCCCCUGCAAUCCAUGGUGUCCUCCCGGACUGACACCGACAGUUCCAACCUCUCGCCACUUAGCUUCGGCCAGCAGGCGCCCGCGCCCACUCUGGAGCCAGCCGCCUUCUACUCCCAGCUAGAAAAGCAGCCUCUGUCGGAAAAGAUUCUGAUCCUGGACGACAUCAUCGACUCGGUCAUCAUGGAAGCCCAGAGAUCGGCUGAGGUGUCGGGCCUCACGGUGGGCAUGCUGGGCGGGGGCCUGGCCUGCUACGCGCUGGUGGGCUGGUGGGCUGAUCUGGCACUACCAGGUGUGGGUACGGUGGCUUGCAGCGCGGUAGCGGGCACUGCGGGGCACCAUAGGGCCCAAGUGGCGGCGAAACGCACCCGCACUCGGCUGCUGAACGCCGUUUUGGACAGCCAGCCGGUGGGGCUCCGUAACGCCUUCAUCGACUACCUGUCGGCGCCCUCCCUGGACGUCAAACAGCGCAUCGCAUCCGAAGUCCGCCCCGCGGUCUUCUUUCGGGACUUUUACACUGCCGUACAGCCACUGUUGAAGCAGGUACUUGUUUCCGUGGGGGGCAGCCAGGAGCUGGUCCUGAGGACCGCCGCAUGA